CUUAUUUAAAGGGGAAAUAAUGAAGAUAUAAAGAUGGUAACAUUGGUUUCAUCUGUUUGCUUUAUAUCCAGAGGAGUUGCGGCUGAAUUUCCUAAGAAAUAUGUUUUUAAUGAUGAUGAAUAUAAAAAAAUAAAUAAGUUAAUUGAUUUACAAGUUAAAACUGCAAAAAAUGACACCAAAAAAAAGAAAAAUCAAAAAUAUACAGCUGAAAAUAUGUCUGAAGAUGAAGAAAUGAUUAAAAGAUAUAAUUUAGAAAAUUAUGAUCUAGAAUCAUAUGAUAAUCAACAGAUGAAUAUGUUUACAGAUAUGAAGGAUUUAAUAUAUUAUGAAAAUGAAGAAGAUGACCCAUAUAUUACUUUAAAAAAUGAUGAAUCAGAUGAGGAGAGGGAUGAACUUCGAAUAUUAUCCAGUGAUGAUGUUAUUUUAGCUACUAAAACUGAAGAUGAUGUUUCUUAUCUUGAAAUAUAUGUCUAUGAAGCUUCAGAAGAUAAUUUAUAUGUACAUCAUGAUAUAAUGCUUCCAUCAAUUCCUUUGUCUUUAGAAUGGCUUGAUUAUAAUUUUGGUGUUGAGUCUGGCAGCUCUGGAAAUUUUGCAGCUGUAGGUACAUUAGAUCCUGAUAUAGAAAUCUGGGAUUUAGAUAUUAUUGAUCCUUUUUAUCCUGUUGCUAUACUUGGAAAUCCUAAAGUAAAGAAGAAUACAAAAAAAAAGAGCAAAAAAGUCAAUUCGAAAUAUCAUGUAGAUUCAGUUUUGAGUUUAUCUAAAAAUAAAGUUCGUAAAAAUAUAUUAGCUUCUGGAUCAGCAGAUACUUCAAUAAAAAUAUGGGACUUGGAGUCAUGUGUUUGUACUGAUUCAUAUGUUCAUUAUCUUGAUAAAGUGUCUUAUAUUGAAUGGCAUCCAUCAGAGGCGACAUUAUUAUUGUCUGGAAGUUUUGAUCAUACGUCUAUGAUAUAUGAUGUGCGUUCUUCAAAAGAUGCAUUUAAGUGGAAUAUAAAGAGCGACAUAGAAUCUACAAGAUGGGAUUUACACGAUUUUCAUUAUUUUUAUGUAUCUACAAGUUCUGGUAUGGUUUAUUUGUUUGAUGUCAGAAAUCCUCCAAGCAAUUCAGAAUAUUUAAAUCCAGUAUGGACUUUACAGGCUCAUGAUGGACCAGUUUCUGCAUUCGAUAUUAAUUGUUUCGUCAAAGGAUAUUUUGCAACUGGAUCAACAGAUAAAUCAAUUAAAUUAUGGAAUAAACAUGGAAAAGAUGGGGGGCCUAGUAUUAUUAUAUCAAAAAAUAUAGAUGUUGGUAAAGUUUUUUCUGUUAAGUUUUCUCAAGAUAAAGAAACGAUGUUUUCAUUGGCUGCAGCUGGAAGUGAAGGAGUUGUUAGAGUAUGGAAUACUUUGAAAAGUAAAGCUGUUAAGAAUAUAUAUGGAAAUAUUGUUGAUUUAUGUAAUAUAAAUGAAACUAUAAAUAAAAAUAUAAUAUGACU
Pneumocystis murina B123 is the source of this 1469-nucleotide messenger RNA. RefSeq lists its product as hypothetical. Gene Ontology annotation, cellular component: nucleus. NCBI's taxonomy places the organism in Eukaryota, Fungi, Ascomycota, Pneumocystomycetes, Pneumocystales, Pneumocystaceae. The coding region runs from base 34 to 1467 and encodes 477 amino acids. The transcript is spliced from 5 exons. Gene Ontology annotation, molecular function: protein binding. Gene Ontology annotation, biological process: rRNA processing. The record is from RefSeq and is a predicted model, not a curated record.